Messenger RNA from Chionomys nivalis (European snow vole), 2792 nucleotides. It is a transcript of the gene Il2ra, whose product is annotated as interleukin 2 receptor subunit alpha. Gene Ontology annotation, biological process: inflammatory response. The transcript has 8 exons. Gene Ontology annotation, molecular function: interleukin-2 binding; interleukin-2 receptor activity. The coding region runs from base 127 to 933 and encodes 268 amino acids. NCBI's taxonomy places the organism in Eukaryota, Metazoa, Chordata, Mammalia, Rodentia, Cricetidae. The record is from RefSeq and is a predicted model, not a curated record.
GACAGCCCGAGAGGAUACAGCCCUUGUCCUGGCAUCCUCCCAGUAGGAUGCAGGAAGGAGGCUGACCCACCAUACUGAAGAGCAUUUCAUCAAGUUCCCUGCUCCGUCCUGAUUCCACGAGCCAGGAUGAUGGAAUCACGUUUGCUGAUGCUGGGAGUACUCUCAUUCAUCACAGUACCCAGUUGUCUUACAGACAUGUGUGUGGAAGACCCACCUAAGGUCAUGCAUGCCACAUUCAAAGCACUCGCCUACAAGAAUGGCACCAUCCUUAACUGUGACUGCAAGAGGGGUUUCCGAAGAACAAAGGAGUUGGUCUAUAUGGUUUGUUUAGAGAACUCCUGGAGCAGCAACUGUCAGUGCAUAAGAAACUCCAAUAACAACAGAAGAAACCAAGUUACACCUAAACCUGAAGACCAGAAAGAGCAACAAAUCACAGAAAUGCCAAAAUCAACACAGUCUGUGCAUCAAGAGAACCUUCCAGGUCACUGCAGGGAGCCCCCUCCAUGGGAACAUGAAGAUACCAAGAGAAUCUAUCAUUUUGUGGUAGGACAGAGAGUUCACUACGAGUGCAUUCAAGGAUACAAGGCCCUACAGAGAGGUCCUGCAGUGAGCAUCUGCAAAAUGACCUGUGGGAAGACGGAAUGGACGCAGCCCCGGCUCACAUGUGUAGAUGAAGGAGAGUACCAUCAGUUUCCAGCCAGUGAAGACUCUCAAGGAAGCAGAGAUUCUUUUCCCGAGAGUGAGACUCCCUGUCCCGUCACCACUGGAGACUUGCAGCCACUCACAGAAGCAGCGACAACUAUGGAGACCUUCAUCCUGACAAUGGAGUAUCAGCUGGCAGUGGCCGGCUGUGUCUUCCUGCUCAUCAGCAUCCUUCUUCUGAGCGGGCUCACCUGGCGGCGUAGAUGGAUGAAGAGCAGAAGAACCAUCUAGAAAACUCGGAGCAGUCGGAGGCCAGGAGAAGCUAAUGGGAAUCAUGAAGCUCAAGCAAAAUCAAAGAAGUCAAACACUCACUCAACAGGUGUCUCCUGUUGAUCCUUUGGGUUCUAGAAGGUUUUGAAGUCACAGGCUAUAACUGCACAUUAAGAAACUGCAACCCCAUCACUAAACUGGAUGCUGCCAUUGAAGAAUGGGAGAGAGGACGCCACAGCGCUCUGUGUUCUGUUCUCGUGGACAUACGUGGAUGAAAGCUAGGAUGGCAUGGACACUUUUUAUGCCAUAUAGAAUACAGAAAGAAGUAGCUUUGGGUGACUUCAUUGUAAUUUCCCAGUUUGGAAAGUCUACGUAAAGCCUAGCACUAAUGUAAAUACUCUUUCUCCUCCCUCGUCUUCCCUCUUUCUCCCUCGUCCUCCCUCCUCUACCUCCUCCCCUGUGCCCCCUCCCUGCUCUCACAAGCUCACCCGAGUCAAGUGGCUCCUUCAUCAACCUCUGGUUGUCUCACUGGCUCUUCUGACAUCACUUACCGAUCAGCCUUUCAACUGGGGCUGGCAACUAGGACUCUGUAUGUUGUUCUCUCAGUCCUAGAAGGGAGCCAGCCCCCUUCCUGUUGAAGCUUCCGUUUUGAAUGUCUAAAGAACAGAAGCUUUGGAAGAGCAGUUUUUGAAUAACACCAAAGUAAGGGGUCAAGAUGUGGGGAACAGUGGAGGGUCAAUGUUCGGCAGCCCGCGUCUAGGGUCAACGUCAGGAGCAGAAGGUUAGGUCCUGGGACAUGAAUCAUACUUAUCUAAUGCUUUCCUAAUGGGCCACUCUAAGAGCUGGUUUCUUUGGGACUGUCUUCAACUGCACUCUAAAUUUAGCCUGGGUUGUUGAUGCUUGUAGACGCGGACCUUGUACAUGUCAUGAAAACACUGAGAAGCAAGGAAUCUUUUCUAUGUUUAUGGAAGGGAGAAAAGAAAUAAGGAAGCAGAGGAGGUGAUUAUACCAAAGAUUAACUGUAGACUGGAUAGCCCAGCCAUCCUCAAAUAAUUCCCCUCCAAAAUCUCCCAAUUCAGAGUCACCAGGAGGCCUUAGGAAACGGACUGCAGGGCCAGUCCAGUCUGAGUCAAUAGUGUGGAAUUUGGGUUUCUCAUAAGUUCCUGGGUGGUGACUUGAUGUUGAUCUCUAGGCCACACUCUGAACCACCGGGCUCUCCCUGUGUGCUCUCACCUUCUCUUGCUACUAAAAGCAACCGGUUCUGGUGCGCAGGUCCCCGAGAACAUUCUUGUUCAAUCUCUUCUUGUAAGAUUUCCUCUCAAGUGAGUUGAGCCAGAUGUUCAAACCUAACAGUGUUUUGGGGAUUCACAAGAAACUUAAGCUAUCAGUUUUCACUUCUGAAACAACUGGAAAAUGUUACGGGAAGUCAAAUGUCAGACAGAGCCCUUUUUGGUCUUUAAUAUGACCAAGUAUAAACCAGACUUUUCCUAUCUUUGGUCCCACCCCUUUCCAAAAUAUACUUUUUUUUGGGAAAAGCAAAGUUAAGUAGAAUCUCAAAUGACUAAUUUUAGAAAAGAAAAUGUUAAAAAUCUUUCUAAAGAGCUGUAGUUAGUGGCACAAACUUGCAAGCCCAGCACUCAGGAGGCUGAGGCAGGAGAAUCACAGCAAGUGUGAAGUCAACUUGACCUACAGAGCAAAAACUCUGCCUCAACCGCCACCCUUUCCAUAAAAACAAUCUUACUUGCAUAAAAUUAAAAUUUUUAAUGUACAUCUGUUUACCACAUGUGUGCCUGGUGCCCAGAGAGGCCAGAAGAUGAUGUUGGGUCCCCUGGAACAGCUGGUCAUGAGCUGCCAUGUAGGUGCUAGGAACUGGACCCCUG